Molecule: messenger RNA, 669 nt
Organism: Protopolystoma xenopodis
Lineage: Eukaryota; Metazoa; Platyhelminthes; Monogenea; Polystomatidea; Polystomatidae
Source: the annotation of a GenBank genome assembly
AUGCUUAGCCAAUUUUUUUAUAGUUGCUCUAAUUUCCUCGUCUAUUUCUUAUUGUUGUGCUUAAAGAUCGCGGCUAAACUGAGCAUCUCCCUCCUUCGACACUCUGACAUCAUACCUGCUGAUAAGGCUUUCUACGAGGCAGGAAUAAAUUGCCGAGAACAAGGUUGGACUUCUAUGGCUUUCGUUUUUCUUAACCGCUAUCUGGAUCUCGUUGAGGCAAUCGAGGAUCCCAAAAAUUUAGCUAGUGCUUUGGAUAGCAGCGACUUGCAGGAAACAGACAUACCAUUAGAGGUCCCUCUACCCGAGGAGGCCUACACAAACCAGGAGGAGCACGAGAGCGUACGAGAAUGGAUUUUAGCCGUCUCAAUGGACCAUAAACUUGAACAAUCAUUACCCUGUGAUGAGCGUGGCAUUUACGUGGCUGCACUGAGCACUCCCAAGAGCCAAGGCCCCACCGCUCUGCCUUGCCUGAUCACUGGCUAUCCGAUACUUCAGCCUGCUGGUGAGAUUCGAUUUCAAAAUUCCAACCGAGUCGCCAAUCGACGCGACUGGAAUUCUUUUGAAGCGGCAUGUAGAGCUGCACGUACGGCCGAAUGUAUUGAUACGAUGGACUUCCUCAAGCGUUGGUGCGGCUCUGCCGUAAAUGCAGAUGUAGCUGUUAAAUUUUAA